Amphibalanus amphitrite is the source of this 2814-nucleotide messenger RNA. RefSeq names its product centrosomal protein of 83 kDa-like. The record is from RefSeq and is a predicted model, not a curated record. Lineage: Eukaryota; Metazoa; Arthropoda; Thecostraca; Balanomorpha; Balanidae. Bases 477 to 1760 code for a protein of 427 amino acids. The transcript has 2 exons.
AGCAAUCAGAGCAGUAUACAUAAUUUUGUAGAUCCGAAUGGGCUAAAUUAAUUUACUCUAGGACUGGGGAGCUAAAUAAACAUUUACUCUGGGAUGUGGGUGGGUGGUGGGUGGGAGAAAGAUAAGGUGAUAAAGGUAGGAGGCCCGGAAAAUUAUAGCAAGAACAAAAUCAGCACAGUAAAUCUAUGGAACAAAGCUCAAGAUCACGAAAAACGCAUGUAACAUCAAUACCGGACGUCAAAUAGGACGGCGAGUUUCCGUGGCGAUCGACAUCGGAAGCGCAGACUCAGCACGAUCACCAGCAGCAACAGCAGCAGGAGCAGGCGGCGCUGCACAGUCGGCUGACGCAGCAGGCGCAGCUGAUCGCGCACUACCGGCACGAGCUGGUGCCGCGGCUGCGCGGAGACAUCACGCGGUUGCGCUCGGAGAGCAGCGCGCUGCUGUGCCGACUGCGACACGCCGAGCGACAGCUGGCCAUGAAGGAGCAGCACGCGGCGCUGCUGGAGCAGCAGCGGCACGAGCUGCGCGCGCAGCUCGAUAGCGGCCGGCUGGACGUGCCGGCGCUGGUGGUCAGCAUGCGCAGCACGCUCUCCCAGCUGGAGGCGAGUCUGGCGCAGUCGCACGAGGAGUGCUGCCGGCUGUUCGCCGACGUCUCCAUGCUGAAGACGGAGAAGGCGCUGGUGAGUCGCGAGCUGCACGACACGGAGCGGCGCGCCGAGGCGCUGCAGCGCGACACCCAGCGCCAGAGCGAGGAGCAGGAGCGCCGCGCCGCGCAGCUGGCCGAGCGUUUGGCGCAUGCUCAGAGCAGGGCCGACCGACUGGCCGACCAGCUGGCCAGGGCUGAGGGUCAGGCGCGUCUGGAGCGGACUGCGCAGACACACGAACUGCAGCGCGUGCAGGAGGAGAACAUCGGUCUCCGGGAACAGAUUGACAACCUGUUCGGCAUUCUGGCCAAAAAGGACGAGACGGCGUACAAACUCUGCUCCAAGCUGCUCACACUGAAGGAGGCGCGCGACCAGAAGGAUACUGAAGCGCUGGAGACGAUGGCCAAAUACCAGCGCGUCAUCGGUAAGGUCCUCGACCAACUCAAUGACGUCAACAUGGAAAACCUGCUACUCGUCUCCAACCGGCUUCAGCACAACCAACCGCAGCAGUACAAGAUGCUGCUCGAGAGCCUCAAGUUCAAAAUCUACCUGGAGACGGAGAACGCCGGCAUGACGCAGGAGGCCAACCGACUGCGCUACGAGAACUCGUACCUGAAACAGGCCAACCGGCAGCUGACCGAGGAACUGCAGGACGUGCGCCUGCGCCUGCUGCCCCAGGAGCUGCGCGAGGAGCGGGUCGAGCUGCGCGACGGCCGGCUGACGCGCGCGCGCCGCGCUUCUCACACGCAGACGGAGCCGGAGAAGCGCGCGCCGUCGCCCACCGCCGACUCACCGGUACCGGCCGACUUCCCCACGCCCGAGACGUCCUCCCAGUCGUCCGUAUCACUGAGCUCACUGCCGGAGAGCCAGCAGCGCGCGCCGCCGCCGGUGGCCGUGCAGGCGGGCGGCCGGCCGCGGCGACAGAGGCGACGAGACACGGCUGGAGGACGGCGGAGGGUCGUCACAUGGGGUCAACUGCUGGAGGCUGAGCCUGAGGAUGCCGCCGCCGAUCGCCUGGACACGGCAGCGGUGACACAGAUGAUCCAGCUGGCCGCCGCGCAGAGCACCGAGCUGGAGCAGCUCGGGCACAGCGUGGAGCUGUCGGACGAGGACUGAGCUAGCCGCGAGGGAAGGUGACGCCCACAACUCGACCGUUGUACUAUACUGUACUAUACUGGCACUGAUUAGGAUUCGUGAGGUUGGAUAAUUUUUAUAUCCAAGACAUCUGAAGCUCACGAGAAGAAAAUUGAAGAGAUUUACGAUGGAUCAAAGAUACCUAGCUAAAAACAAAACAAAAUCGAGUCCGCUGAAAAGUACAGCUAUGUAUGAACGAUGAGCACGCGCCAAGGGGCUGACUCAUGCGUGUUUUUGAGCUGCCAACAGCCCCAUUUGGGCAGACUGAUAAGUGAUUUCCACAGCUGUGCCGGGUGCCCACGUUUAAGCACGAACACAAAGAACACCUGAUUUGACGGCCUCCCUACAAGGCAAUGCUUGAACAGCGCUGGAGGCAGAAUUUCUGAGCUAAUACGCCUCCUGGGGCAAGUUAUCAAAUUACAAUUGUCGAUGAUCAUUCCACAGAAGAGUCAAGAGAUGUUUGAAUAUCGGAUAGGGAUGCUUACGUGGUACGAUAGUAAAGAUAUUGUACGGAUUUUCAAACGGCGACGCCAAAAACUUUAUUUCCAGUUCAUCAUUUUUGAAGCCCACCUUUCCUAACCCUCCGUGUGUCGCCAGCCUUAGCCGAAACAUUCGUCAGUCUGUGCCGCCAACCUAUCUCGUGAUACCCGCUAGUCUGCCAGGUGACACGGGCACUUAUGAGGCAGGUUCGCAUCUGGCGACAGCAAGGCAGCCAAGUGGUUAGUAAUGGCAGCCGACCAGGAUCAGCCCGACGGGGCGCCAGCUGUGACAACCGACACGCGACGGCCGGUCACAGGGGGGGGGGGGGGAGGGAGGUCAGGCAGAGGGCACAGCACGGGCAAGUCAAACGGCAGGAGUGGAAACAGCGAGAGAGGCUGCUAUUUGCAUAUCUUUUGUCAACCGGGGUUGGGAGAUAUUGUUAACGGCAAGUUUUAUGUGUAGAGAGAAUGAUAAGCCGCUUUAUGCGCGGCUUAUGUGACUUGGCAAUCAAUGUCACGCUACGAGAAUGAUUGAUAAUAUAAUUGCAACAGCGAAA